Scylla paramamosain (green mud crab) is the source of this 4519-nucleotide messenger RNA. Its product is annotated as platelet glycoprotein V-like. Gene Ontology annotation, cellular component: extracellular matrix. The record is from RefSeq and is a predicted model, not a curated record. Lineage: Eukaryota; Metazoa; Arthropoda; Malacostraca; Decapoda; Portunidae. The transcript is spliced from 2 exons. Bases 1044 to 3011 code for a protein of 655 amino acids. Gene Ontology annotation, molecular function: protein binding.
AUAAAUAAAUUGAAUAUCAUGCCAUAUACAACAAUUGCAUCGAAAAAGCCACUCCACCUGGCCGGGCAAGGAUAGGGGGUGGGGGCAACGGGACAGCAUAAAGGGCGAGACAGAGGAAGGGCCACAACCAGCAACCACUCCGCGGGGCGCACCAGCCGCCAGCCAUCGCCGCGGUUCAGUCCGACCCGAGCUGCCGCAGUGUGAAGGUGUAUUGGCCGCCCCUCUCGAGCAUCACGUGUCUGCGCACAAACACAAACACGAGCAGUUGCCACUCUUCGCUAAAUGAGACAUCAAACAUGCUUCAAGACCCACAGAUCUACUGAAACCGCGAUAUUUCUCUCUUGACAUAUAUGCAGUGCGCGAACUGGUAUUGAAAUGAAACACACAUCGCAUCUUAACUUCGACGUGUGAUUCAUUGGGUAAAUAUACAGAGAGGAAUCGAGUCUUCCUUUUUUCUGCGGGUUACCUCGUUAUCAGCCUGUGGAGGUGCGCCGCCCUGCUGAUUGCACCUAAUUGUAGGGCAGCGAGGCGGGCAGGACCUAGCGACUCCUUAGUGUUAUCUCCAAAGGGGAUGCUUAACGAGGCUGGAUAAUCUGGAUAAUCGCCCUCCAUCCUUUAUCUUCAGCCGCCACGAGGGUAAGCCGCGAGGGAGGGAGGACCUACCUGGAUAAUUAAGAAAGGCAAACGAUAUUAGUUAAAAAGUAUACUCGCACCUCCCGUAGACUUUAACAGUGAUGUGAGGUACUGGAACGUGGGGAAAUAAGGGAAGCUGCAAGAAACCAUCAGGCCUACAGGUUGUGGUCUCUGUAAGCUGUGAAUUGUUAAGUGAACUUAGUGAACUGUGACGUACAACUUGUCUUUUACUGUGAUUCGUUGACGUGUGAGUCCGUUGCUGAAAUGACGAUAAGGGAGACGCAGUGAGUGACGCACAGUCUGUGUUCUGUCGCGUGUUGGUUACUCUACAUCUCUGGUUGUGUUUAUACAAGACUGUUAGAGGUUUUAAGUGAUAAUAAAGUACCUUCUCUUCUUACUGACACGGCAAAAUGAUGCGCACGUGGUUGUUGUGGGUGGCGGUUACAGCUGCGGCGGUCACUGUUGUAACGGCGACGGUGGGUGCAGCACUUCCAGGCUCCUGCCCUCAUGUGUGCUUCUGUCCACUGGAUGCCCGCGGGAGACUGCAGGUUCUAUGCACCACCGGGGGCUUGAUGGACCCGCUGCCAGUACUGGAGAUGCCCGAGAACAUGGAGGUAUUGGAGGUAGGCGCCCCGCAAGACCGCCUUAACACCCUCACUCUCGGGCCCAUCUUCAAGAGCCAUACGGACCUGGAGCACCUCAGUGUUACUAGAUCGCGUGUGCCCGCCCUCGGCGCCCACUCCUUCUGGGGGUUGCGACGUUUGUACACCCUGAAUGUAUCUCACAACGCGCUUACUGCUGUCAUGGACAGCAACUUUCGUGGCGCGGAGUCUCUGCAGACGCUGGACCUGAGCCACAACCAAAUCGAGUCGGUGCCUUCCGCCGUGUUCCGCCACGUAUCCAGGCUGCGCCACCUCAACCUCGCCCACAACCGCAUCCCAGAGCUUGUGGCGCGGGUGUUUUAUGGCCUAAAAAAUCUCCGGACUGUCGAUCUCAGCUACAACCCUCUUGGAAUUCUGCCUUAUGACCGUUUCAAUGAUAUCUCCAGCUUACGAGAGCUGCGUUGCGCAGCAUGUGGACUGCAGCAACUCUCAGAAGAAGUUUUCAAGGUGCUUCCUGAGCUAAAUCUACUAGACAUCCGCCGUAACAGACUGAUAGUUGUGCCAGGACUAGCUGCUGCACUGCAGCUAUCCAUACUCCACCUGGACAGCAACCAUGUAACUUCCCUGGCUCCCGGAGGCUUGGCAGGACCGCCGCUGACAACUCUCACACUUUCUCAUAAUCGGCUGGCUUCUCUGGAGCCCCAAGCCUUCGCUAACUCAUCUUUGACCCACCUCGACUUGGCCUACAACCGCCUGACACGCCUCCGCUCAGAUGCCAUCAACGACGGCUUCAGCCGCUUACGAUACCUCCGCUUGUCAGGAAAUCCUUUCAGGUUGGAGAAUCUGGUUCAGGUUGUGCCUCGCACGAGGCAGAUGAGAUACCUGGAGUUGGCCUCGCUGGGCCUCAGCACGCUGGAUCCCGACCUGCUGCGUCACGCCCGCCAUCUCAAGACUCUCAACGUGUCCUCUAAUCUUCUCUCAAAGUUUCCCGCGUCGGCGCUCUUUGCUACGCCGCAUCUCACUGUACUCGAUCUAUCCUACAACGAUUUUCGCGGUCUUCCACAAGAUCUGGUGACGGCUUUCAUCACCAUGGGCUCGCUGGAACGGGUGUGGCUGCAGGGCAACCCUUGGCGCUGUGAGCAGUGCCACCUGGGUCCCAUGCUGGCCUGGCUCCAAGACGCCGCUGCAUCCAGACACCCCCACGCUGAGGCCGUGUGUCACAAUCACCCUAAAUCCCAGCGCUGUCUGCGCUGCGCAGGACCGCCUCAGUUAGUGGAUCGAGAAGUGCAGCUUUUGGAUCCCGCCCACCUGCCGCCGUGCUCUGAACAGGGAACCAAGUGGCCCGAGUGGCGAGAAAACAGCCCCCGCCCCACACGGGACCAGCAAGCGACCCUCUCCGAGGAGCCCGUGCAGGUGCUGGAUUUGUUUGGAGACCAUCUGGCGCUGAUCGUAGGCGUGGGCGUGGGCCUGGUGCUGGCCCUACUACUGGUGCUGGCCGCCGCCCUGCUGCUCGCUCGGCGGCACUCGGCGCUCUAUUACACCAACGAGCCCGCGGACCAAGACUCGUCACAGAAAUUAAUGAGUCGCAACAACAAUGACAACAGUCCCCCUGGUCCCCGCGCCGCCACGCCUCGCUCCCCCCGCCGCUCCUCUCCCCCGGCCAUUGCCACCAUCGAGGAGGUGGACAGCAUAGCAGGCUCCAGCAUGGACCUGCAGCCAGGUCGGGAGCUGAGGGCGCCGAGGAUCGUGCGACUGGUGGCUUCCCCGCUACCUUAGUGCCACAGUCUGGCAGGCGCCGGAGGUUAGGCGGACAGGUGGGUGGCGGACCACGAGAGAGAAAUUUAAGUCUUCGACCGUGUAGUAUGAAACUUGACCUUGUGCUUACGUCAGCCACCCAACACUCGCAGGAUGCCUGUUGUCUCCUCCCUUCACGUCCCUUUAACUAUGAACAUCACAUAGCACCAGGGAACCUUGUGCUCAUGAGGGCGUGACUCGUCCUCCUCACAGUCGCUCCGCCAGACCUGUCUCACUCUGCUUACGUGUCGUGUCGUACAUGUACAUACAUAUAACCAGCGAGCGACACCUCGCGCACCGCCAUCUCCUCGACUCGCUCCUCGAGUUUGUUGCAGGCUGGAGUGAGGACGCUGCGUUACAACCCGUGACGGAACCUGCUGAAAACUCGUGAUGGCCCGAUAUUGUCACACAAACACAUUCUCGGAGUGUACUUGAUCCAAUAAACAUCAUAUUAAAGUGCUCUCUAAAAAAAAACAAUAAAGAACAAAACUGCAGAGGUUGCACAAGACGCGUAAACUCAUUAAUAAAGCAGCCUGUUGAAAAUAGGCUGAUGUAUGAUAUAGUGAGUUCGUGUUUUAGUAAAUAUAAGCGUAAAUAAGUGCAUUAUGUACCGUCCCGCCCGCGGACCAGUGCCGCCCGUGAGGUCCCGCCCUGACAGACAUACCGGACCCGACCCGAAACACUGCUAUCCUCGUCAGGGAGGUGCCGCCUCACGUCCAAGGGGUUCUAUUUUUCUUGAAAUCAACACGAGAGUUAUAGAUGGAUACAAACGUUUCCUUUGUGCUUUGUAUAUUUCUUUGCCAUCAACUACGUAGUGUGUUCAACAAUAAAUGUCGGUCCUUAUUUUUGUUACGCCUCGUUUUUUGUGUAAUUGGUGUCUUGUUUUCUAUUUGGUGUAUUGUAAUGAUGUAAGAGAGUAGAUGGUAAGACAGCGAAGGUGUGUUGGAAUAUUUCCACUCAAUCAGAGAUAACCAGCAGCUUCCAGCCUUUCAGCCUUCCAACGUUCCCCUAACAUUAAUAUUACGAGGCGGCGGCUGCCCGCCACACACACUUACUAACCCUUGAGGAGCUCGUGUCCGCUGUUUUUUUUUUUUUUUUUUUUUUCACCACAAAAUUCAUUGAAGUUAGACAUGCCCUGUUGUAUUCCAUCUCAGUUCCUCGUUGAAUCUUAGCUCAGCCUCUCCUCAAAAACAAUUCUAUAAAAUAUAGAAAUAUACCAUAUAACCCUACUUUGCCCAAAUCCCUGAAACAUUAUGCCGUCAAGGCGCAGUACUCUUUAGUGCAUCUAUAGAAUAACAAGCAUUUAUGAACAUCACAAAAACUCUUCCACUGAUCAAAAAAAACACUUUCUGGACGCCAGGUAAGCGAGAGGCAGGAUCCCACACUGCCCGCCUUUCCGCCUCCGGAGUCUUGAAACAUAAGCUGUGAUACUAAACUUUUUGUAUCUUAAGUAAGGUUUUGUAUAAAGGAAUAAAGAGUGCUAAAAUCAA